Aspergillus heteromorphus CBS 117.55 is the source of this 639-nucleotide messenger RNA. It is a transcript of the gene tim9, whose product is annotated as protein transporter TIM9. The record is from RefSeq and is a predicted model, not a curated record. The transcript is spliced from 3 exons. Lineage: Eukaryota; Fungi; Ascomycota; Eurotiomycetes; Eurotiales; Aspergillaceae. Bases 61 to 330 code for a protein of 89 amino acids.
CUUCCCGCCAGCUCAAUUCACCCGCUGUCUUUAGCUGAAUCAACCCCAGACCACAUCACAAUGGAAGGACUCAACGCCUCGGAACAGCGCGAGCUCGCCAACCGCAUGGAGCGGAAGCAGCUGAAGGAAUUCAUGACCAUGUACUCCAAGCUCGUGCAGAAGUGCUUUGACGACUGCGUCAACGACUUCACCACCAAGUCCCUCGUCAACCGCGAGGAGGGCUGCGUUAUGCGCUGCGUCGACAAGUAUAUGAAGGGGUCGGCGCGCCUGAACGAACGCUUCCAGGAACAGAACGCUGCCAUGAUGCAGGGCCAGCUGCCGGGGCGGUAAACUGUCUACUCCGCUUGGACUGCCUGUCUGCCUGGAUUGUCUACCUCAAACUUGCCUGCAACAUGACAUGACCGUGGUUUUCGCUCUUGCUCCGUUUGCAUUUUGUUUCUGCGGGUUCUGUAUAAAAGAUUAGAUUUUUUUUGCAAUCGUGACAUCGCUUCUUCGCUCGGGGUCUUGGCGUGGCGUGGAUGAUCUGAUGGUUGGGGUGGUGGUAGAUAUGGAUGUGGAUGCAGCUGUGUCUGCGUCUGCUCUGAUUGUAUUAUAUUGGGAUGGAAUGUAGCAUUUGGAGUUAUGUACCUUUUUUCUGAA